Molecule: messenger RNA, 2217 nt
Organism: Effrenium voratum
Lineage: Eukaryota; Dinophyceae; Suessiales; Symbiodiniaceae
Source: the annotation of a GenBank genome assembly
AUGCAAUCUCAUGGUGGAAUUGCGCAAUUCAAGGAUGGCGUGGAGUACCAGAGCAAAGGAAUUUUCCACGUCGUCCAGACUAGGCGGACCUGCGCGAUCUUUCUUCUUGAUUUUUUUCAUACAGUCAUUCAUUUGCCAUUCCCCGGCCUCUUUGCAGUCACAUUGACUGUGUAUUUUGUGUGCUUCGGCUUUUUUGCAGCUUUCUGGAUUUGGUUUUCUGAUGAAUGCGAAGUUGGCCUUGUCACCUACAGAGACGCCUUCUACUUGUCUGUUGAGACCCAGAUGACUAUUGGAUAUGGCGUUCCGGAUCCAAACUUUGGAGGAUGCUGGGAAGCGGCAAUUCUCAUAGUUGUGCAGACGGUGGUCGGACUAAUGCUAGAUGCUACAGUGAUUGGAGUGGUUUUUCAGAAGCUGGCGAAUGCAAAUGCGCGGGCCAACACGGUAAUUUUCAGUGAUACAGCGCUACUGGAAGUUGAAGAUGGUCGUGCUUAUCUCCGUUUUCGUGUAGCGGACAUGUCCUGGAGGCCGCUCUCGCAGGCCACCAUGCAAGUCUACUGCGUGCAGCAUCAUCGCGAUGCCAGCCAGCCGCGCGGAAUCCGGGUGGAGCUUGCUGCAGUGCAGCUGGAGGAGCCAGACACCGAUAUUCACAAUGGGAUAAUAUUUCUAGGCUUGCCCGCAAUGGUGUCUCACAAAAUAGACUACAGCAGCCCGUUGGCGCCUGAUGUUCCAGCCGACACGCCAGGCUGCCCGACUGCUGCAGAGGUGCGUGACUAUUUGAGUCAAUCGCCAUAUUUGGAAGUGCUGGUGCUGCUGAGCGGUACGGAAGAAUCAACUGGAGCUGUUGUCGAAGCCCGGCAUUCCUACACUUUGGACGACAUCUUCUGGAACAGGACGUACUGCCCUUGCGUCUCCAUCAACAGCGAGGGUUCAAUGCUGAAGGCAGUCAUGGUCCUGGCCUCACGAGAUGUCCAGGCACCAAAGCCUUUAGUCGGAGCGUGGAGCGUUGCGAAUUUCGGAAAGGGCGAUGAAAAUCAGGACGCCUUUUUCACUUCAUGCAGCGAAAGCGGCACAAAAUGCUUUGUUGGUGUAUUUGAUGGUCAUGGAGAUCAAGGCAAGAAAAUGUCACACUUUGCCAAACAAGCAUUGAGUAAGAGCUUGUUCAGCAACAAUGAUAUCCACACAGAGCCGGUCGCUGCCAUCCAGGCCGCCUUCCGGGACACCCAGGAGAGGAUUGAGAAAGAUCAUCGCCACCAAGCUGAACUAUCUGGCACGACUGCUAUCACCGCUUAUCAGCAUCGAAACCGUUUGGUGGUCGCGAAUGUGGGCGACUCGCGGGCUGUCCUGGGUCGGUGUAGUACCCCAGCUCGUCAAACAGUAUCGGCUGUGGACCUGUCCGUUGACCAGAAGCCAGCACGACCAGAUGAGCGCCAGCGAAUUAUGGCAGCAGGCGGCACUGUGGAUCAGAUGGCAAUUCCUGUCGUACAGAGAGGUGGCGUUAGGUGGAUACGAGCAGGGCCUGAGCGAGUCAUGGACAAGCAAGGCAUGGGCGGUUUGGCAAUGUCCCGUUCACUUGGUGAUUUGAGGCUGCAUCCUUACGUGAUUUCCCAGCCUGAAGUCAUCGAGCGAAAGCUGGACAGCAGAGACAAGGUACUUGUAUUGGCCACUGAUGGUGUUUGGGACCAUGUGAGCUCGCAAGAGGCCGUGGACAUAGCUGGAAAAUUUGACGAUCCCAAAGCAGCAGCACGCGAAAUUGCAGGAAUAGCGCGACACCGGUGGCAGGUAGCCACAGAGGGGCAGAUGUCUGACGACAUCACAGCAGUUGUGGUUCGCUUGAAUUCUGGCGAAGCCAGUGCUUCAUCCGCACCGGCGGCAGCACCUGUGAAAGAUCCCCAUAUACGAAGGACGAGCAUGCUGCAGUCGCUUUUUGGAGGAGGCCCUUCCACACAGCGGCGUGGCAAGUUGGAGGCCAGCCGAGCACAAGAUCCCUCAAAGCCCGCAUCACCUGCCUUUCCGCAACAGCAUGCGAGUUUGAGAUUGCCAGAGUGCCCCCGAGUGUCGGGAAAGGCUCGUUCCAUCACAGCCUCAGGUCGGCGCUCGGACAACGCUGCUGUUCACGGUUUGAGGAGUGCCGGCAGGCCAGUUUCCACUGGCCCGGGCUCAAGUCAGCGCUUAAUCCUGGAUUCUCUUCCUCAUCCAGGACAUCGCGGUGUACUGUGA